UCCAAUGAAACCUCACUGUAGGACACUUCCGAUGCCUUUUGCCUACUCGAGACUUGUUGGAGUCCACUAUAACUUUCAUGUGGAUCCGAAUCCCCUUCUGCGCAUGUAUUGUAUUUGGUAAUCAACUGCUUACAUAGUAGCUGCGUAUUAUUUUAAGCUGUCUUUCUGGUAUUUGACAGCUGGACUAACUUUUUUUUUCCAGUCCAGUAAAAGAAAAGACAAACUUUCUUGCAAUAGUGUGGAACCCAUUGGAUAAGGUGACGCUUUUUCAUUUAGCAUCCCUUUCCUGUAACUAAACCUACAUGACGCUUCUUACCGAAAGCAAAACGCAAAUUUGGCACACUUUCCGCGCUUUAUCCGCUACAUCGCCUGCGCGCAUCACCAACCAAGCAGAGCUUCAGUUUUUCAAGCUACACUGCAAAAAAUAUCCACCUACCACUUAUUAUUUUUCCGUUAACAUCUUUUAUGAAAAGUUCUUAAACUGUAUUUUCAUUAAGUGUGGUGAUUUCACAUUCAUAGUAGACGUUUUCAAUCUAUUUGGCGCAAAGUUGGACUCUAAGACUCACUUUAAAUAACGUAAAGUCGUCAUUUUUUGCAGCGUUGGCAGUAAAACCACGUCAUUCUGUCAAAAAAAAAACCUCCCCCUUUUUCCUCCCUGUUGGACCAACAUCCACAGUUAAGAACAACUGGAUAAAGAUUUUGGAUCUGAAGCAAAACCAUGAUGACCGGAUUUCGGCUGAACUUGUCACCGCUGAAGGAGCCGCUGGGCUUCGUUAAACUGGUGGAGUGGCUCACAGCCAUAUUUGCUUUUGGAAGCUGUGGCGGGUUCUCAGGGAGGAACAUCAUAUCUCUCUUCUGUGGCGAUGGCAGGAACGAAACUCUCAACGCCAACUUUCACUACCCAUUUAGGUUAAGCCAGGUCCCACUCAUUGAGGGAAACACCACUAUUUGUAAUCACUCCGUCACGGCGACACACAUGGUGGGAGACUCGGCCUCCUCGUCGGAGUUCUUCGUGGGCGUUGCCAUCAUCUGCUUCCUGUAUAGCAUGGUGGCUCUGUUGGUUUACUUGGGCUACAUGCACGUCUACAAGGACUCUGACUUUGGACCCAUUUUUGAUUUUAUGAUCACAGCGGCCCUGGUGUUCCUGUGGCUGGUGUGUUCAUCCGCCUGGGCAAAGGGCCUGCAGAACGUGAAGGAUGCCACGGACACCGAUGGCAUCAGCGCCACGCUGGCACUCUGCAAGGGGAGUAACAUCACCUGUGAGGUCACGGAGUUCGCCAACAUGCGGACGCUCAACAUCUCAGUGGUGUUUGGCUACCUCAACAUGUUUGUGUGGGCAGGCAAUGCCUGGUUUGUGUACAAGGAGACCCGCUGGCACUCUCAGAAAUUCUCCUCCCCACCCGGACCUGGAAGGCAACAGGUCCCUGCGCCCAUCUAACAACACACACUGCAACACACAUGCACACACAAGUAACCACAGACACAGAGGAGACAGACACAAGCAGACUCGGAAACAGACACAGUUAGAGCACAGGUACACACACACAUGCACACACACAUAAUGCUCUGUGAAGACAAGGAGAUGAAGGAUAAAUUGGUAGAUGAUCAAUAUAAAAGCUGUUGUCUUGGAUUUGGACCUUUUCAGCACAGUAGCAGCUGUCCUACAAUGCUACAAGUCAUAGGAGAGUUGAAUUGGCAUUUUAGAACCCAUAUCAUGCCCUGCACAUUCAUGGUACACUUUAACUGUUAAGAACAGUUCUGAAAGACAUGUAAAUUUCCCCAAAAAUAUUCUCUAUAGGGCGAAAGCAACCCUGCAGGGGUGGCAGUACAAGGAGAAGGAGGCAUGAUACCUAUAUUUCAUGUGUAGAUUAGCUUUUAUGUUUUAUUUUUACCUGUUCCAUGUAUACUAUAGCAACACCAAUGCAAUUAGUAUGUCAAAACCUUUAUUUGUGCCUGCUUACAACAACACCAAGAUGGUUUCUUAUGCUUUAGUAAGCAGAUAGGCGUGCAGACAAUGACCAAAUGUGUUCACAACUUGAGCUUUAUAGCAGCGUUAUGGCUCACAAAGUCUAGCGGUUCUCUCACUUCCCUGUUCCCAUUUUAGAAUACUGGUUGAAAUUGUUAUGCUUAAUUAUAUGCUGAUGAAUGUAAGGUACUUUGUUGAUUUAAUUUUCUGUCGCAAUAAGUAUAUAAAUGUGAUCACGAUUUUCAGGGUGACAGAGAGGUAAUGUUGUCUGUAGUGCACUAUGAAUCUCUAUACCUUAUUAUCAUAUCAGAAAAUUACAUUCAUUGUACUGUAUUUUACUGACAUACAGUAUAUUGCAUAAAUUUGAUAUUGGCCUUAAUAUUGAGCCAUACAUUGCGUAUGUCUUAAAUGUGUGGACUUAUUGCACGUUUUGUAUGUUUUUAGAUUAAAAGCGUUUGUGUAUGCACUCAAAUAUUCAUUCAUUCAUUCAUUGACUCUCUCACAGUUACACCGUUUGCCACCUAGUGGCUAAAACAAUCACAUUUUUUAAUUUUCCUCCUGUCUGCAAUAGUGUGAGUGCAGAAAUGUAUACACUGAUGAAGGCAUUAUUCUUUACUCAUUAAAAUAAAUAUAUAUCAGUUAGCACCAAGGAUGAGAUGUAGAUGAAGAAGCAGACAAGUUAGUGAAAGAUGUUGAAGUUGUUCUUAGUUUGUACAUUCUGCUCUCAUGUGGUGCUUAAUAUGCUUUUAUGAUGCCACUCAAAGCACUGUGAGUGUGUAAAUUUCUAAAGAAUACUUGAUUGAGAGUUGGGAACUUAAUUAGUUCAGGAAAAUCUUGCCAUGUGAGUGCCUCCAAGGUUUGAAAUCUUCCAGUUUCAGGCUUUGAGUUGUUUAGUCUCUAUUAAGGUACCAGCUGAAGGUUAAAUCCUUCCAUGAUUUAAAAAAAAAAUCUUUUUUUUUUUUUUUGUCAUCAUGUUGAAUGUAUUAGUGACUUCUUUACUUAUUUUCCAUUACUGUUAAACACUACAAUCUGCCAAAGCUCUAUUCUUCUCUUCCCAAAUUAAACUCAUUAAAUAUCGCCAUGUGGUAUUAAAUGAAUUAUUUUGUUGUCAUUCAAACCAGUCCAUCUUCAUUUUCCGUUGGUAUUUUUUGUUGUUUUACUUUUCAUUUUCAGUACAUAGUAUGUAGAAGGUUAGUUGAAGUAAUUCCUGAUUGUGUUUUUCUUUUAUGUCUGUUGCCUUUUGAUAUUGUAAAAAUGUAAGCGGGUUGAUGUAGAUCCAUUUAACUUUACCCAAGGACAAAGUUAAAUGAAGCAACGAGCAUGCGGGGUGUACUGGUUAUGCCUCUGCACUCUUGUAAUCAUCAUCCAACCAGCUAUAGCUUUGUCAAUGAUUCAUAUGCAUUUAACCUGCCAAACCGUCUCAUUCAAGAGAUAUACAUCCACUCUGUGACAUGCAAAAUUUCAAUGUGCCUUUGUUUUGUUUUUGCAAUAAAAAUGAAUGAUUUUUUUUUU
This is a messenger RNA of Thunnus maccoyii (southern bluefin tuna), 3478 nucleotides long. It is a transcript of the gene sypl1, whose product is annotated as synaptophysin-like 1. NCBI's taxonomy places the organism in Eukaryota, Metazoa, Chordata, Actinopteri, Scombriformes, Scombridae. The record is from RefSeq and is a predicted model, not a curated record. The transcript is spliced from 5 exons. Gene Ontology annotation, cellular component: synaptic vesicle membrane; synaptic vesicle. Bases 719 to 1438 code for a protein of 239 amino acids.